Messenger RNA from Diplodia corticola, 2139 nucleotides. RefSeq names its product transcription factor tfiiib complex subunit brf1. Gene Ontology annotation, biological process: transcription by RNA polymerase III; DNA-templated transcription initiation; transcription preinitiation complex assembly. Gene Ontology annotation, cellular component: nucleus; transcription preinitiation complex; transcription factor TFIIIB complex. The record is from RefSeq and is a predicted model, not a curated record. Gene Ontology annotation, molecular function: TBP-class protein binding; RNA polymerase III general transcription initiation factor activity; RNA polymerase III type 3 promoter sequence-specific DNA binding. The transcript is spliced from 2 exons. Lineage: Eukaryota; Fungi; Ascomycota; Dothideomycetes; Botryosphaeriales; Botryosphaeriaceae. Bases 1 to 2139 code for a protein of 712 amino acids.
AUGAGCGCCAUUCCGCGUCCGAGGCCUCCGCGGGAGCGCCUGUCCUCGCUCAAAGAUGCCGGAAAGACUCGACCCGUGGGCACGCUCCCCCCACGCUCAAAGCCGAAGCGCCAGACCUGUUGCGCGAAUCCUACGCCCGAAGACAUGGAUGGUGUGAUGGUUUGUACCAGCUGCGGUAACGUCAUCAACGAGUCCCACAUCGUUUCCGAGGUCUCCUUCGGCGAGACUUCCUCCGGCGCUGCCAUGGUCCAGGGUGGCUUCGUUGGCGACGAGCAGAGGCAUGCGAACACCAUGGGUUCUUCUGCCCGCCGCUUGGGCCUGGGCGGCAGCGAUGGCAGGAGCACCGCUGAGUCGAAUGGCCAAGACGCAAUCAGAGGCCUGAUGACUGCACUUCGCAUGACGGGCGAGGGCCUUGAGGGACAAGCUAUGAACAUCUACAGGUUGGCUGCGAAGGAAAGGUUCACCCACGGGCGUCGACCAAUCGUCAUUGCCGCCUGCUGCCUCUACUAUGUGUGCAGGACCAAGAGGGACAACAAGUAUCUAUUGAUAGACUUCGCCGAAAAGAUCAAGCUCAACGUCUUCAAGCUUGGAGAGACCUACAAGGAACUUCUCAGCAAACUAUUCAUCUCAGACCCUUCCAAGAAGGAUCAAUACGCAGCACUCGAACCGGAACCGCUUAUCAAGAAGUACGUGGACAAAUUGGAGUUUGGAGAGGUCGGCGGCAGGAAGGUGGCAGAGGACGCGGUGAAGAUCCUCAAGAGGAUGAAGCGAGACUGGAUGGUGGAAGGCAGGCAGCCAGCCGGGAUUUGCGGCGCAUGUAUCAUUCUUGCUGCCCGCAUGAACAACUUCCGGCGGACUGUUCGCGAGGUUGUAUACGUAGUCAAGGUUGCCGACAUGACUAUCGCCAAGCGUCUGGUUGAAUUCAAGCGGACUCAGAGUGGCCAGCUUACCGUCAACGAGUUUCGGACCAAUUUCGAUGCUCUUCCGGACGAAAGCGAGCCUCCAUCAGUCUACCAAGCGCGUGAGCGGGCGAAAAAACGGCGCAAGCUGACGAGUGCCGAGGCGGAAGCAGAGAACCUCUCGGAAUCCGGUUCUCGACAAGCCUCUGUUGCACCCGAUCCUUCUCAAGAGCCUCGUCGCGAUGCCGACGGCUUCCUUAUUCCAACUGUUCCAGCAUCAAUGCCUAUCGACCCAAGUCUCCUUGCCGCCACAAAUCUCGCAGUGGAGGAGUUGCAAGCUGGCGAAGGCACUCCUGAGAAGAGGAGGCCGGGGCGGCCGAGGAAAAGUAAAGACCCGCCGCCGCCAGUGGCCGACGAAGACUUGGCGGUGGAGCAGGAGAUUGAGGAGGAAAUUGAGAACAUCCUCCACGACCCGGAGGUAAACAACGUGGAAGAUGUCAAUUUCGCCCUCGUGGAAGCACGCUCGAAAGCAUUAGCCAACCAGAUGAGGGGAGAACAAAGGGCGCCAGAGACCGAGAUUGUUGAGGACCACGAGUUUGACGAUGACCCAGAAGUCGCCAAUUGCUUGCUCAGUCCGGCAGAGAUCGCCAUCAAAGAGCGCAUCUGGGUCACCCAUAACCACGACUGGUUGCGCGAGCAGCAGGCCAAAAUGCUCAAGAAGGCAUUAGAAGAGGCCAAUGGCGGACCGAAAAAGAAGAAGCCGCGAAAGAAGGUGCCUCAACUUGGCGACAUGAGUGAAUACACGCGCGAUUCACCCAUCCACAGCGCGGCAGACGGCAUGCAGAGAAUGGUGCAGAGGCGUGGCAAGGGGUUCAGUAGGAACAUCAACUAUGAGAAGCUCAACGCUCUCAUGGGAAAGAACGAGCCGGAGGCUAGCCAGACUUCGAGCAGCAGGCCUAGCAACAGCGGGAGCCCUGAUCCAAGCGAAGCAUCGCUUGAGUAUGAAGAGGAGCCAUUGGAUGGCCCGGUUGAUCCUCAGCAAAGUUUGGUCACUCCUCCCGUCACUCAGCAAUCGCAAGGCGGGCAGCAGCAGCAGCAAGCCACCGUUAUCAAUGACGAAGAAAAUGAUGAAAGCGAGGUAGAAGAAGACCAGGAUGUUGAUGACACUGCGGCCGGUAUUGGGUUGGCGGGUCUGACCGGAGAGGGCGAGUUCGACGAGGCUGACGAUUGGUACGAGUAA